Andrographis paniculata is the source of this 2021-nucleotide messenger RNA. Its product is annotated as acyl-lipid (9-3)-desaturase-like. Gene Ontology annotation, biological process: lipid metabolic process. NCBI's taxonomy places the organism in Eukaryota, Viridiplantae, Streptophyta, Magnoliopsida, Lamiales, Acanthaceae. The coding region runs from base 498 to 1841 and encodes 447 amino acids. The transcript has a single exon. The record is from RefSeq and is a predicted model, not a curated record. Gene Ontology annotation, cellular component: membrane. Gene Ontology annotation, molecular function: oxidoreductase activity, acting on paired donors, with oxidation of a pair of donors resulting in the reduction of molecular oxygen to two molecules of water.
UUUGAUUUCGUGCCUCUGCCUGGCCUGGCCCGGCCCGGCCCGCUUUAUAGUUAGUUAAACACUCGAGAACCACAGCCAGCGCCAGUGAGGCAACUGAACCCUACUGGACUCUCAGUCCGUUCGCAUCCAAAAACGCACAUGGCCACGGUCGUCUUCACUUUCCCUCCCUCCAAUCCAUCAGGAUUUUAAUGGGAUAUUCUCUUCUUUACAGCAAGAUUUCGACUGUGCCCGUCAAUGCCGUAAAAAUCUGCGAAACGCAAUUUUCCUUUUCGUUAAACCCACCCUGCGCAUUUAUAAUCAAUCAAUCGCUUCCCCUUUUCAUACACUCAUUUGAUAUCAGAAUCUCGAUCUAUAAAAACAGGUUUUUCAUCGACAUUGGAGGAGAUGAAAGGGAAGUGUUAAUCGCAGGCAAGGCGAUUUCCAGAUCUCUCUGCAUUUAAAAUUCUUCUGCGUUUCUUCUCCCCAUCUCUUCCCUCUCCCAAAUCUUGAAUCCCGGAAUGGGUGAGCCAAAAAGGUACAUUACAUCAGACGAGUUGAAAACCCACAACAAAAGGGGGGAUCUUUGGAUCUGUAUUCAGGGCAAAGUGUACGACGUUUCCGAUUGGGCGAACCACCACCCCGGCGGCGAGUUGCCGCUCCUCAACCUCGCGGGGCAAGACGCAACCGAUGCAUUCGUUGCCUAUCACCCAGGGGCUGCCUGGCAGUUUCUCGACAGACACUUCAACGGCCAUUACUUGAAAGACUACUCCGUCUCCGAAGCAUCCAAGGAUUACAGGAAGCUCGUGUACGAGUUCUCCAAGAUGGGCCUUUUCGAGAAGAAAGGUCACGGCGUUCUGAUUUCCAUGUGUUUUAUAGCAUUUCUCUUUGCCAUCAGCGUCUAUGGCGUUCUAUUCUGCGAGGGCAUUUUGGUCCACUUGCUCUGCGGCGGUCUGAUGGGAUUCCUCUGGAUUCAGAGUGGUUGGAUUGGGCACGACUCCGGUCAUUACCAGGUCAUGCUCACUCCUAAACUCAACAGAUUUGCGCAGCUCCUGACCGGAAAUUGCCUCGCCGGGAUCAGCAUUGGUUGGUGGAAAUGGAAUCAUAAUGCUCACCACAUUGCCUGCAACAGCCUUGACUACGACCCAGAUCUCCAGCACAUGCCCCUCUUUGCUGUAUCUUCCAAGUUGUUCAAUUCAAUCACUUCUUGCUUUUACGAGCGGAAGAUGAAUUUCGAUUGCUUUGCCAGGUUCUUUGUUAGCCACCAGCACUGGACAUUCUACCCGGUGAUGUGCUUUGCUAGGCUUAACCUGUUUGCCCAAUCAUUCUGUCUGCUCCUGUCGAAGAGGAAGGUGCCCAAUAGGGGCCAAGAGCUUCUUGGAUUGCUGGUGUUCUGGAUUUGGUAUCCAUCUCUGGUUUCUUGCUUGCCCAAUUGGACUGAAAGGGUUAUGUUUGUUCUUGCCAGCUUCGUCGUGACAAGCAUCCAGCACAUCCAGUUCUGCCUGAACCACUUCUCGUCGAGUGUUUAUGUCGGGCCACCGAGAGGGAAUGACUGGUUUGAGAAGCAGACGGACGGGACUCUCGACAUCAUGUGCUCAUCGUGGAUGGAUUGGUUUCACGGCGGAUUGCAGUUCCAGAUUGAGCACCAUUUGUUCCCCCGAUUGCCUCGGUCCCAGCUGCGGAAGAUCUCCCCGUUUGUGAAGGAGCUUUGCAAGAAACACGGGUUGCCUUACAACUGCGCAUCGUUCUGGGAGGCGAAUAAGAUGACGGUUGCAACGCUGAAGAACGCCGCCCUGCAGGCGAGAGAUCUUUCGAGCCCGGUUCCGAGGAACUUGGUUUGGGAAGCUGUCAACACUCAUGGUUGAGGCUGUAUUGUAUUGCUGCUAAUUGCUUUGUGGAGUGAAUGAAUGAAAGACUUGUAUGGCAGAGAGAGACAAGAAGCAUUGCUUCCUACAUUUGUUUCUUGGGAUGUAUCAUCAUCAUCAUCUUCAUUAGUAUCAUCCCUGUUUAUUUUUGCUUACAUAAGAUUGAUUACUUGAACCCUA